Messenger RNA from Olea europaea var. sylvestris, 588 nucleotides. Its product is annotated as bark storage protein A-like. The record is from RefSeq and is a predicted model, not a curated record. Gene Ontology annotation, molecular function: catalytic activity. NCBI's taxonomy places the organism in Eukaryota, Viridiplantae, Streptophyta, Magnoliopsida, Lamiales, Oleaceae. The transcript has 4 exons. Gene Ontology annotation, biological process: nucleoside metabolic process. The annotation marks the transcript as partial.
AUGGAGACACUGAAGUUUGUGACAUUAGUAACGGUGUUGGUGGUACAAGUGCAGCACUCAAUCCAGCUUAGAUCGACUCAUCCAUUGCAUCAUUUGGUUGAAACAGUGAAUAAUUAUGGAGGUCCUUACAUUGGCCUCUUAAUGGCUUAUCCCACUGAAGAGGCCGCACUCGUAACUUCUCGUUUCUUCGUUCCCAGCUCUAAUGUUCCUUCCAUUGAUUUGGCAGGAAGGAGAUUCAACAUUGGGAAGAUUAAAGGCGUUGAUGUGAUUUAUGUGAUGAGUGGGGAACAAACGUUAAAUGCAGGAAUAACGGUGCAAAUUCUAUUAGACGUUUUCGACAUUAAAGGAAUAGUUCACUAUGGGACUGCUGGGAGUGCUAAUGAUUCCCUAUUCACCGGAGAUGUGAGCGUCCCACUUUACAUAGCCUUUACUGGUUCUUGGAAAUGGAAGGAAUUGCAAUCGCCAGAUGGGUGGCUGGCAGAACUCGAGUUCGGCAACUACAAUUUGCCUGAAAAGGGUGAAAACUCGUUGGCAAAGAUAGAGUACACAUAUCAACAACUUUAUUCCAAUGGGAAACCAAUGCAGCAA